Molecule: messenger RNA, 4454 nt
Organism: Venturia canescens
Lineage: Eukaryota; Metazoa; Arthropoda; Insecta; Hymenoptera; Ichneumonidae
Gene: 5-HT2A
Product: 5-hydroxytryptamine receptor 2A
Exons: 8
Coding region: 1972-4014 (680 amino acids)
Biological process (GO): serotonin receptor signaling pathway; G protein-coupled receptor signaling pathway, coupled to cyclic nucleotide second messenger; adenylate cyclase-activating adrenergic receptor signaling pathway
Cellular component (GO): plasma membrane; dendrite
Molecular function (GO): neurotransmitter receptor activity; G protein-coupled serotonin receptor activity; serotonin binding
Source: RefSeq, a predicted model, not a curated record
AGAGGGUCGCGAGCGUCGUGAGUUGCGACGAGUAUAAAAAUUACAGCGGAUCUAAACUUCCGUCGAUACGAAAAAAUAAACAAAAAAAUAAGAAAAUAGUGAAAAAAGAAAUUUUGCAACAAUUUUUCGUGGAAAAACAUUAUUUUUCCAAUUCAUUGUUGUCCGGAUGUGAAUUGUUGACGGAAACGAUAGUUUCGUCGAAGGAGAAACUGAAAAUGAAUUAUUCCCCUAAUUGACGACAAAUGAGAAGCAAAUUUGGUGAAAAGUGAUCGAAUUUUGUGUUUAAACAUUCAUCAAUAAUUACUCUCAUUUUGCUUUUGUUGAUAAACAUUUUCAAUAAAUUUUCCAUCGAUUUUCGUCUGUGGGAUUAAAAAUUGUGCUCGAAAUAAAAGUUCGCAUUCUCGUCACACGAGAGGAGAUUUCUCAGCUGAUUUCUAAGUCGAAAUCCUUCUCCUGGACCGCCUUGACGCCCGAGCACUUACGAAGCGACAGAAUCGUUUCAGUACCGUCGGAGCCGUCGGAAGAUGAAAAUAUUUGAAAAGGAUCGAAGGCGAUCAUAAAAUAAUGCAAAUGAAAGAAAAUUUAUUAAAAAGCUCGAAUAUUCGGUUGGAAUUAGUGACAAACGUGUGGGAAACUGAGAAAAGACAUAAACUCUGAGCCACGAAUAAAGAAGCUCCGUAAAUAAGAGGAAAAUAGCAGUUUAACCGGAAACGAGGAGCCGGUGGAAAAUAAAGCUUUUUUUCGUUCCAAAUCGUAAGGGAGAAAGAAAAAAACAAAAAAAAUGUAUAUGGGUUGAGGGAGAAGGAAAAAUAAAUGAGGAAAGAACAGUAAACGAGGCAGACCUUAAGGGCCCAUGUGCUGGACCAUGUGAAUCAUCGCCCAUGUUUAUUUUCUCUGAUCGAAUGAAAGUAGAAAAAACCGGAAGUGAACGGACGAGACAAAGGAAACGAGGAGCGAGGAAAAACGAGCUUCUUCCAAUUUCUCUUUUCAUCGCUUUUCCUUCGCUAAACAAUUCAUAAAUCAUUUUAUUAAAUAAAACAAUGAUUCGAGUGUUGAGACAGAGUGUGAAACAAAAUAAAUUUUUCGACAAAAAACGACCCAAGUCGCCUGUCAAAAUCGAACGUUUUUAGUGCCAAAAAGUUUAUCUCUACUGAAAAACGCCCAAGAAAACUUCAAGGCCGCGAAACAAAAAACAACUAACUGCCUCGUCAAUGUGUGCCGACAUGAGAAAAAUGCCGGAAGCUCAUCCGACGGGUUAUUCUCGUCGAAGUCCAUCUGAAAAACUACCAGCUCCGUUAUUAUCGCUUCGAAGCCACGACGGUUUAUCGUCGUGCCUCCGCUCUCUAGUGACGAAGUGCAAAUGUCGUAUUUGUGAUUGAAGCCCGAGGAAAAAAAGAUAGAAACGACCAAAACGCGUUUCUCCCUUUUUCUUUACCUCGAGGUACUAAAUCCGGACUAUCGGGGUCAAAAGUUUAACCCACCGCGUUCAGGCUCGAUUAGCUCAACAAAAUUCGCUCAAAAAUUGUGAAGAAAAUCGAUUUUUGGUCAAAAUUUCGACUUUUCGAAGGGCGCCGUUUUUUAAAAAUUUACUCAUUGGAAUUCAAACUUUUGGGAACUGAUACGUUGGGAAAAAAAUUACCUCAUUCCUCUUCCGCGUAUGCACGAACAAAAAUGGCGUGGUUUUUGAAAAAAUUUUGAAUUUUAGAUGAAAAUUCGAAUUUAUCGAAAAUUUAAUAGACCAAAACAUCAUUUUUGCUAGUUUUCUGCCGAAAUUUCGAUCUCCUGGUCGCUAGAGUUUCUCUCAAUUGCUUUAUUCACCAAGAUUCAAAUAAUUGGGAAAAAGAAAUUCGUUAAAAGUUGAAAAACUAAAGUUUUUUGGUUUUCGUUAAAGUGGCGCCAUUUUACGAAAAAAAAAGUGGAAUUUAUUGUUUGUCAGGGAAGUCCAGGGAGGUACUAGCACAAGAAAUCGUCAUGCUGACCACGGGAGGAAGCGGGCUCGCCGGUUGGACGAACGAAUUCACCGCGAUAUUGCACCAAGUUUCGUGCAACGAAAGUGCGAUUGCGUCGCAUGGCGCCAACAGGAGUGCCGAUUUUUUCAACUGUGCCGAUCAGUGCGGUCUCGCUUUCACGGGCUACGAUCACUUUUGCACGAUCGUAAGGUCGCCCAAUUUGACUGCGGACGUCGCAGCGAUCGGCAGACUUUCUCACUUCGGAAUCGGCGCGGGCGGCACGACUUUGCUUUGCCGCCCUUGCGACUAUUUUCCAAAUGGCGGCUGCGACCUCAACGUCUCCCUCGUCCUCAACGGCCUCGAGAGCAUCGAGGGCGCCUUCCUCUCGAGAAUGUCCCGUUUGAAGGACUGCAACUCGAGCCUGCUCGGUGAGGUCCUCGAAUGUUCACCGUCGUUGAACGCCUCAUCGGAUGACCUGGAAGUGAUCUGUUCUCAGAGCACAGGAUACAAUAAAUUAUCGAGAGGGCGGAAGCUCGAUUGGAGCUUCCUUUUUGUCGCCGUUUUUAUUUUGGCCGGCGGACUUGGCAAUAUUCUCGUUUGCCUGGCAGUAUUUCUGGACAGGAGGCUGCACAACGUGACGAAUUAUUUUUUGCUCUCAUUAGCGGUGGCUGAUCUGCUCGUCAGUCUUUUUGUCAUGCCUCUGGGUGCAAUACCAGGAUUUUUGGGAUAUUGGCCAUUCGGCAUGGCCUGGUGCAACGUUUACGUCACGUGCGAUGUUUUGGCAUGCUCCGCCAGCAUUAUGCACAUGUGCUUUAUAUCCCUCGGUCGUUACAUCGGCAUCAGGAAUCCUCUCCGGACGCGUCACACGUCAACCAAAAGAAUGGUCGCCUUCAAAAUAGCUGCGGUUUGGCUAUUGGCUAUGCUCGUCUCCAGCUCCAUCACGGUAUUAGGAUUAAUCAACCCCCUGAAUAUCAUGCCGGAGCCAGGGCUCUGCGUGAUCAAUAACAGGGCAUUCUUCGUAUUUGGCUCGCUAAUCGCCUUCUACAUCCCCAUGAUCGUGAUGGUCGGGACAUACGUCCUUACAGUACAACUGUUGAGGAAAAAGGCACGUUUCGUUGCGGAGCAUCCCGAAGGGGAUCAUUUUCGUCGACUAGCUGGCAGAUACGCUUCCACUAAGCUGACUGGGACAACUUCGCGAUCGUCUACUAUUUCGUCGAAGCAACUUUGGAGGUUGUCCGGUGGGAGCGGUGGCGGUGCUGAGAGUCGUAGCACGAGUGCUCGAACCGCCGGGACACAGUCGCAGAUCAGUUACGACGGUAACGAAGACUCGGAUCCAGGACCCGGCGGAGGCGGCGCUCGAAUUUGCGUGAAAAUGGAUCAGGGUACUCAAACUCCGGAGAAUAUUGCUCGUGAAACACGAAACUUCACUCUCAGAUCGCUCAAGCUUCACUUGAACGUGGCACCGACGCAUUUGAGCUUGAGAUUUCUACAUGGCAGAUCAAAAAGAAGAUCGCUGGCUGCGAACGCAGUCGCCACGGAGCAAAAAGCCAGCAAAGUGCUCGGCCUCGUUUUUUUCACCUUCGUGCUUUGCUGGGCGCCAUUUUUUUUGCUCAACAUCCUUUUCGCCGCUUGUCCCGAUUGUUCGGUGCCCGGUCACGUAGUCGAUACAUGCCUUUGGCUUGGAUAUGUAUCGUCCACGAUAAAUCCCGUUAUUUACACCGUUUUCAACCGAACCUUCCGGGCUGCUUUCAUUCGACUGCUCAAAUGCAAGUGCUCCAGCAGGUCAGCCCGACCGACGCGCUACCGUUCAGUGACGGAAGCAGGACGAGGUGCGAUGGGGCUUUGUGCGCCGGGAGCUUUGCCAAUGGCGAUAAGCUUACAGGGUACACCGUUGCUGACGCCGACGCCGAAUCCGACGGUCGGCAUAGCAGUUUCUACCUCGGCCGGUAUCGAGACUUCCGUUACACCGGCCUCGGGUACAUCCUUCGUGACGAUGAUGAAUCGAACACCGAGUUCCUUGUACCGAGACACUUUCCUCGUGCACGAGACCGAAGAAGACAAUUAAGGCGAGGAAGAUGCGAAAAAAAUCGACAGAGUGUUGGAUUGACUGGGAAUUUUCGGUUGUGCAAGCGGAAACUGAUUUUGUGGAAAAAUGUUCUCGUCGAACGUCUCUAAAUCACUAUUUUUCCAUAAUCAUUUUUAACCUGCGAAAUAAAAUGAAUUCGCAAAUGGAAAAAUUACAGGAAAUCGACUGACUUCCGGUGCCCCGAACCGGAAGUCGAGAAGUAGCGCUAUAAUCUGUACAUAUUUAAAUGUAAUCAAAUCGACCAAAGAAAAUCGUUUUAUCGGUAUUUUGUUAAUUGAUAAGGAACCCCCGAUCGUAUCAGGCUUCUUAAAUAGGCGGCGUUUGAAACUUAAAAGUGACUAAAUAAAAACGAAUUAUUAAAAUAUGCAAACAACAAUGGAUGUUACGAAUAAAGCAAUAUUGUCAUUUCCUUAAAAAAA